AUGACAGCAAACAAACAUUUUCAAGUGUACCUCACUGGCUGCUUCGCAGCGAUCGGUGGCCUUCUUUUCGGCUAUGAUACAGGUGUAAUAUCCGGCGUUCUAACCAUGUCAGAUUUUCUUCUGGCAUUUGGCGGUACAGCAAGUGUGGCACGCGGUUCAUUGACAAGUACGGUAUCGGGUUCGAUUGUGGGUAUUAUGCUCGUCGGUUGUUUUCUCGGUGCACUUAUUGCAGGUCCAUCGGGUGACCGUAUUUCACGGAAAUAUUCCAUUGUACUGUUUUCGGUGGUUUUCGUCAUUAGCGCUCUUUUACAAACAGCAUCUACCAAUCUGUUUAUACUACUUCUCUCACGUCUUGUUGCUGGUAUAUCAGUCGGAGCGUUGUCGAUGCUUGUGCCUGUUUAUCAGUCUGAAAUUGCCACAAAGAAAAUUCGCGGACGACUUGUUUCAUUGCAACAGUGGGCUAUUACAAUUGGUAUCGCCGUUAGUUUUUGGAUCAAUUACGGUACGGAUAUCUACUAUUUAGGUAGUAGCGCUGCAUGGCGGAUUCCUCUAGCUUUACAAAUCGUACCUGCAUUGAUUCUUGCUGUUGGUAUUCUAUUUUUUCCUUUUUCGCCACGUUGGUUAAUGGCGCAGGGUCGUGAUGAUGAAGCUUUGCUUGUCUUAACGAAGAUCCGUUCUACAACAGCUGUCAACGUUCUUGAUGAAUAUAAUGAUAUUAAAAAUGAAAUUAAUCUCGAACGUGAAGAGUCUGUCCAAUCGUAUUCUCAAUUUCUCUAUCCACCACUCCGACGACGUUUAUGCCUUGGUGUCAGUAUUCAAGUUUUACAACAAUUAACCGGAAUUAAUUCGAUCAUGUAUUACGCACCUGAAAUCUUCAAACAAGCUGGUUUAAAUGAUCAACGUGCAUCGUUGCUUGCGACUGGAAUCAAUGGCGUCGUGAUAGUUCUUGCUACUAUACCUGCAAUACUCUACAUUGAUAAAUUAGGUCGACGUUUUGUACUGAUUAGCGGUGCAUGUCUGAUGGCUUUGUCCAUGUUAAUCAUCGGUGGAACGAUGGGUACUCACGGUUCGACGCAUUACAAUGAAACAACAGGUGCUGUCCAAGUGAUUAUUCCAAAUCGAACUGCAUCAUUCGUCAUUAUUGUCUUUGUUUAUGUCUUUGUCGCAUCAUUCGCAUAUAGUUGGGGACCGACGGCCUGGGUUUACUGCACGGAAAUCUUUCCAUUAAGUAUGCGCUCAAAAGGUACAUCGCUAACUACAGCCGCUAACUGGGUAACAAAUUGCAUAGUCUCAUUUCUCGUGCCAGCUAUGCUCGAGAGUUUAACUUAUCGUACUUACUUAAUUUUUGGCUUUUUAUGUGUCGCGAUGGGUAUUAUAAUCUAUUUGUUCUAUCCGGAAACAAAGGGAAAGAGUUUAGAGGAUAUGGAUUUAGUGUUCGGUCGGUCGAUAUUGGUAAAUAAUUCAUCGAGAACGAAGAAACGAAUGAAAUCAAUGAACGGAAAGACUUCUUCACACAGUCAAUCGAAUCAAAUUUAUUAUUUUUGA
Molecule: messenger RNA, 1545 nt
Organism: Adineta ricciae
Lineage: Eukaryota; Metazoa; Rotifera; Eurotatoria; Adinetida; Adinetidae
Source: the annotation of a GenBank genome assembly